Messenger RNA from Uloborus diversus, 1303 nucleotides. RefSeq lists its product as uncharacterized. The record is from RefSeq and is a predicted model, not a curated record. Bases 221 to 916 code for a protein of 231 amino acids. The transcript has 2 exons. Lineage: Eukaryota; Metazoa; Arthropoda; Arachnida; Araneae; Uloboridae.
CACAAAUACAGAGUAUUGUCUGGUGCAUCUGCGGAGCUGCUUCGUCCAGUGAAUUAUGUUUCAUAUUUACCCCACUUUUCUGUAUUGAAUGAGCUGCAUACGAGAAAUAAAUUCUCUAACUCACAAAACAGCUCCAGGGAUAAGAUGUGGCUGAGUCAUCACAUUAUCCAGCCUACAUUAGCUGCCUAGAACGCUACCCUGAACGUGAUAUGUUUCAUCAAUGGUUGGUAUACCUUGUGGGAAUUUUUUUGAAAAAGAACCUGACAACGAACAGACUCCUACACCAUCAAGCUAUUCAUUUCUCUCCAAGACAAAUCCCGCUUUCUUCCGCUUAGCUCUUUUGGUUGCUUGCACCAUUGUUGUUUUCGUACUUCUCAUAUCAGGAACAGCAACAACAGCUAUUUCCUUUCCACCGCAGCCCUUACGAUACGUGAGAAAAUCUUCAACUGAUUCGUUGGAAGACGAUGAGAUUACCAUCCAACCGGUACGAAAGGAAGAUAUUCACACUGCUCUUGAUGGAGACUUCAAACUCAUAGGUCCACUGCUGCUAACAGCGGGAUGUUUUCUUCUUGUGAUAAAUGUAGCAUUAUGUGUGAUUGUCACGAGGGAAGCUUAUCAUAAUUCAAGAAUGGUACGUCCAAAUGCUUCUUUGAAUUCGAUGGCCAUGCCUGUUUGGGGGGGAGGACCUUUUUAUUUGACACCUGCUAAUCCUAUUCCAAUUGGCCACCACCCUAAUUCAGCUCCCAUUCCAUUUUCCUUCAGCAAACAAUUGUGGAAUAUUCCCAAUGCGCCGACUCCAGAUUUUUCUCUCGCUGGAACUUCUAGAGGAGGGAAAAUCAGACCGGCUUCUGCCAGUCUCAUUAGAGAUCAACCACCAUUUAACCCGGAUAUAGAUGCACCUGAAUGCGAUUCUUGAUUCUGGAGCACAAUUUGCGGCUAAGGUUUGCAAUUGAGUUUGGAACUAUUUGUUUUAUUACCAAUAGUAGAGUUAGGAAGCUUAUAAGACGACAUUAAAAAUGGAGAUGGAAUGUUAAUUGCUUUUUAGAUUAUAAUUUUCAUUUUUUUUAAGUCUUAGUUGUUUUUUUAAAUUUUAAAUUCAUAUUAACUAUAUAAAAUUGAAUAUAAUUUUUAAUACAUAAAUGUUGAGCUUUAAAACUAAGUAUUUGAAGCACUAGGAUAAAAUAUCCUGCUGACAAAGAGAAAGGGUAGGCUGUCUACUCUUUGGGUAGGCUUUAAGUUCAAAGUUCAUUUAAUAUUUGCACAUUUAGAAAUGUUUGACAUUUUAAUUCAUUUAUUAUUAUUU